AUGGAUGAACGCGGCAACAUCGCAAACAGGACUGGCAAAGAUCCAAGAUCAGUCAGAGGGGACAAAGACACCCAAAGCAGUUCGCCCCAAUCGACGAACAAAUGCCGAAGGCUUGAUCAGGAGGGCGCCGGAACUUCGAUAGCUGACUCAGGCCAUCGGUUCCUGUUUGUCGAUUCAUCGUCCUCUGGACAGAGACCACGUUCUGACCAACGAGCAAUCAACGCGCAUAUUCAACAGACAGCUCAUAGAAAUCGACGACAAGCUGCUGCAGCUGCGCAAAGAGCCAAAAUCUCUAAAACAGCGAAUAUAAGUCGUUAUCGCCGAGAAAUACCGCUCCAGCCGCGACAGAUCGAAAUCCAACAACCGGUAGCUAGUCAAGAAAGUAACCCUCUACCACCAUCUCCUCCUUCACGAUCUCCAGGAGUCGACCAGGACCAACUGGAUCGAUUGAGACAUUACAGUACCGUUCGAGCUCCCGAAGUCCGUCAAGCCAUCAAUGCUCAACAGGAAGAUGAUCGAUCUCUAGUCGAAAACAAUUCGGUGAGAUCCAUGCUCACACAGAUAUUGCAACGACUAGAUGCUGGAAAUGUUGGCCAUGCGAUUCAAGGACCUCCAAACUCGAACCUCAGAAGCACCGUUCUCGAUCCAUUCAAUGUCAGUUCAGUGACGAUCACUCCGAGCAUGAAUGCAGUGUUACGCCAUUUCUCCGAUGUAAUGAUUACCAGCGUGUUUCCGACACGAGCACAAGCCGAAGUUCAAACUCGAUGGGCUUUUCAAGUCGCUGCUCAAGAACCACUGGUUCUGUACUCUUUGCUGGCCAUUUCCUCGGCCGAGCGCAGUGCUCGAGCAGGAGAACUGAAGAGUGGAGCACAAGAAACAACAUUCACGGAAGCAGAUCUCGAAAAUCGAACCGUCCCGGAUUUUGUUUCGUACAAAUUGAAUGCGAUCAAGUUGGCCAAUGAGAGCAUGAGAUCUAUCGAGACGGCGAUCAAAGCAUCUACGAUAUUUGCCAUGAUGUGUUUGCUCUCCAUCGAGGUCAUCACCGGAAAUCAAAAGGAGAUAUUUGCGCAUAUCAGCGGGAUUCAAAAGCUCAUCGCUUGGCGUGGAGGAUAUCAUGGGAUCCCCUCUCACGCCACGGAGCUCAUAUUAUCGUCGUCCUACAUGUGUGCAGCAAUGACGAGAAGUCUCCCGUCAGCCCCCCCCACCUCUUCCUUGGCCGGUUUACCGAACAAUUUAGUGGAGGAAAUAAGACAGAAUAUCAGUCCAGACUUGAAACAGAUGGGAACGGGUCUUUUGACGGCGGACAUUGAUACUGUGUUGGAUUGGAGAAUAUCGCAGGCAUUCCGAGACAUGACAGACGUGGUUCAAUACCGAGAAUAUUACCACGAGAAGCAGCUUCAACCUGUGGCGACGGAACUGGAUUACAUCAACUCGAAAAGCUACCAGUUUCGGUACGCCGUCUUGUCUGCCCCGUUCGAACCACGAGCCCCGGCCAGUGACAAGGAGGAGGCAUGUCGUUUGGCACUGUUGAUCUUCUGGUUCUGCAAUUAUCAGCUCUCACAGCCCGACUCGGCUCUGAACAGAACAUUGACCGGUCAACUGAAGACGGCGCUACAAGCCUCGGACUUGAAAGGGCUCUGGGGCCCUCAUUUCGAGCUAUUGACGUGGAUUUUACUUUUAGGCGCAUUCAUCUCGGCAGGACAAAAAGAAAGGCCUUGGUUUGUGUUGAACCUGGCCCGGGUGUCGAGAAUGCUCAGAUUGAAAGACUGGAGUGAAGCGCGGGCUCUCCUAUUAAAAUUCUAUUAUCUCGAUCGGAUAUAUGCCAAAGGGAUGCAAGACAGUUGGGAAGAGGCAAUAUUGUUGGCCGAGACGAUGGAAGAGGGUUUAUCAUGA
Rhinocladiella mackenziei CBS 650.93 is the source of this 1893-nucleotide messenger RNA. RefSeq lists its product as uncharacterized. NCBI's taxonomy places the organism in Eukaryota, Fungi, Ascomycota, Eurotiomycetes, Chaetothyriales, Herpotrichiellaceae. The record is from RefSeq and is a predicted model, not a curated record. Bases 1 to 1893 code for a protein of 630 amino acids. The transcript is spliced from 4 exons.